GCUCCGCUUCCCUCCCCGCUGGUUCCCCGGCCGGCCGGGCCGCGCUGCGCCGCGCCGUACCCUGCGGCUCCCCGGGGACCAUGAGCCUCUUGCGGGACGUCUCCCUGCUGGACCCCCGGCUCCGCUACGAGCUGAUCCAGCGCAUCGGGGCGGGCACCUACGGCGAUGUCUACAAGUCUCCUACACAGCCUGGGCGCAGACUCCCCGCUGCGAUGCCUGCCCCAGCACAGGUCGGCGUGCCAGGCGGGAGCAGAGCUUUGAGCGAUGCCCAGAGAGGCCAAGCGCUGGCCCGGGACACCCAGACAGCGGAGCUGGCUGCCAUAAAGAUCGUCAAACUGGACCCAGGGGAUGACAUCAGCUCCAUCCAGCAGGAGAUCACGACGCUCAGGGAUUGCGGGCACCCCAACGUGGUGGCGUAUUUCGGCAGCUACCUCAGGAAUGACCGUCUCUGGAUCUGCAUGGAGUUCUGUGGAGGAGGAUCCCUGCAGGAAAUCUACCACACCACAGGUCCCCUCUCUGAGAAGCAGAUUGCCUAUGUGUGCAGAGAAACGCUGCAGGGCCUGAGCCACCUACAUGCCAAAGGCAAGAUGCACCGGGACAUAAAGGGAGCCAAUAUCCUACUCACCCUCUUUGGAGAUGUGAAACUGGCGGAUUUCGGAGUCUCAGCUGAACUCACAGCAUCAGUGGCGAAGCGGAAGUCCUUCAUUGGGACCCCCUACUGGAUGGCCCCUGAGGUGGCCGCAGUGGAGAAGAAGGGCGGCUAUAACCAGCUGUGUGACAUCUGGGCCAUCGGCAUCACGGCCAUUGAGCUGGCCGAGCUGCAGCCCCCGCUCUUCGACCUUCACCCCAUGAGGGCCCUGAUGCUCAUGUCCAAGAGCAGCUUCCAACCCCCUAAACUGAAAGACAAAGCUCAUUGGUCCCCAGAAUUCCACCACUUCCUCAAACUGGCCCUGACCAAGAACCCCAAAAAGCGACCCACAGCGGAAAAGCUGUUACAGCACCUGUUCACCAGCCAGCCCCUUGCCCGCACCCUGGCCAUCGAGCUACUCGACAAGGUCAACAGCCCUGACCUAGCUGCCCCGUCCCUGGAUGACGGAGACUUUGAGGUUUACGACAUCUUUCCAGACAAAAUCCACUCCCGUGGGGCACAUGGCCAGGCAGAACGGACGCUCUCUGAAAUCCAGUUUAAUCAAGUUAAAUUCGGGCCCCCACUGAGAAAAGAAACAGAACCAUAUUGUGGUCUGAGGGAAGAGGAGGAUGAUUGGACGUUGCUAGGAGCUGAAGAGAGUCUCCUGCAGUCUGUGGAGGAGGCGUUGGAGGAAAGGAGUUUGACCAUUCGCCCAGCGUCUGGAAGGGUCCCCACCCCAGAGGAUCAGCCUGUGGACCCCCACUGCAUCCCUGAGAACGAGACGGGAACAAUCAAGAGAGCAUCACUAUGGGACCCGAUGAAUUGGGAGCUGCAGGUCAUGGAGCCUGGGGGUGGCUCAGAGACCAUGAGGAGACAGACCUCAGCAGGCAGCCCAGAGUCAGGUGACGUCCAACCCCCCCUGCACACUGGCUCCCCAGAGCCUGGAGCCUCCCUGCUCUCCACCGAAUGGGCCACCAUGAAGAGGAGGGAGGAGACAGAGAGAUCCAGCUGCCAUGGGCUGCCUCCCACCCCCAAGGUCCAUAUGGGUGCUUGCUUUUCCAAAGUCUUUAAUGGUUGCCCUCUAAAGAUCAACUCAGCUGUGACGUGGAUCCAUCCAGAGACACGAGAUCAGUACCUGCUGGUAGGGGCUGAGGAGGGGAUUUACGCACUCAACCUGCAUGAACUCCAUGAGGACACCAUGGAGAAGCUCCUGCCCCACAGGUGCUCCUGGCUGUACUGUAUGAACAACGUGCUGCUCUCCUUAGCAGGGAAAUCCUCCCAGAUCUCCUCUCACAACCUCCUGGGCCUCUUUGAGCAGCGGAGGCAGCUGCAGAAGCGGCAGGUCCCCCUCUCCAUUGCCACCAACCGGCUGACUGAGCGCAUCAUCCCCAGGAAGUUUGCGCUCUCCUCCAAGAUAGCAGAUACCAAGGGCUGCCUCAAGUGCCGAGUGGUUCGGAACCCCUAUUCCGGCAACACCUUCUUGUGCGCUGCUCUUCCCUCGAGUCUGGUGCUGUUGCAGUGGUACGAGCCCUUGCAGAAGUUCAUGCUGCUGAAGCACUUUCCUGUGGCCCUGCCCAUGCCCCUGAGCCUGUUUGAGCUGCUUGUGGUGGACACGGAAGAGUACCCUCAAGUGUGCGUGCGUGUUGUGGACCGAGACCGGCCGAGCCAGGAGCUGGAGUUUAACGUCCUCUCGCUCAGCACCAACUCCAGCCUCAGCACCGAGCCCUCUGCAGAUGGGGCCUCCAGCGUGGCCUGCCACGUGACUCAGAUGGACAGAGACACAGUCCUCGUUUGCUUUGAGUACUAUGUAAGGACAGUGAACCUGUGUGGGGCCCCCAAGAGAGCCCUGGCCCCAGAGCUGACCUUCAACUUCCCCAUUGAGACAAUUGUGUGCCUUCAAGACAGUGUGCUGGCCUUCUGGAAACAUGGCAUGCAGGGCCGCAGCCUGGAGGGCAACGAGGUGACCCAAGAAAUCACAGAUAAAUCCAGGGUGUUCCGGGUGCUGGGAGCCAACAGAGAUAUCAUCCUGGAGAGCACGCCCACGGAGAAUCCCUUGGCUCACAGCAACCUCUACAUCCUAACGGGACACGAGAGCAGCUACUGAGCGUGUGGAACUGCCUUUCCAAUAUCCCGUGUGGAGGGGGAAAUCCUGCUGUGAUGUUUAAACUGCUGAUAGCUGAGAAGCUCAGUGGAGGCGCACAGAU
Messenger RNA from Malaclemys terrapin pileata, 2832 nucleotides. It is a transcript of the gene MAP4K2, whose product is annotated as mitogen-activated protein kinase kinase kinase kinase 2. The record is from RefSeq and is a predicted model, not a curated record. Lineage: Eukaryota; Metazoa; Chordata; Testudines; Emydidae. Gene Ontology annotation, molecular function: ATP binding; MAP kinase kinase kinase kinase activity. The transcript has 33 exons. Bases 81 to 2732 code for a protein of 883 amino acids. Gene Ontology annotation, biological process: protein phosphorylation.